Molecule: messenger RNA, 1035 nt
Organism: Elephantulus edwardii (Cape elephant shrew)
Lineage: Eukaryota; Metazoa; Chordata; Mammalia; Macroscelidea; Macroscelididae
Gene: B4GALT6
Product: UDP-Gal:betaGlcNAc beta 1,4- galactosyltransferase, polypeptide 6
Exons: 11
Coding region: 1-1035 (344 amino acids)
Biological process (GO): glycosphingolipid biosynthetic process; carbohydrate metabolic process
Molecular function (GO): UDP-galactose:glucosylceramide beta-1,4-galactosyltransferase activity
Source: RefSeq, a predicted model, not a curated record
AUGUCUGUGCUCCGGAGGAUGAUGCGGGUCUCCAAUCGCUCGCUCCUCGCCUUCAUAUUCUUCUUCUCCCUCUCCUCGUCUUGCCUCUACUUCAUCUAUGUGGCUCCGGGCAUCGCCAACACGUAUUUCUUCAUGGUCCAAGCACGAGGUAUAAUGCUGAGAGAAAAUGUGAAAACAAUAGGACAUAUGAUCAGGCUGUACACAAACAAAAACACAACGUUCAAUGGUACAGAUUAUCCCGAAGGCAGUAGUUCAAGUGAUUAUCUAAUCCAAACGACAACGUAUCUGCCAGAAAACUUCACAUAUUCACCAUACCUUCCCUGCCCAGAAAAGCUGCCUUACAUGCGGGGAUUCAUCAAUGUCAAUGUCAGUGAAGUCAGUUUUGAUGAGGUUCGUCAACUCUUUGCGAAGGAUUUAGAUAUUGAACCAGGAGGUCACUGGCGGCCAAAAGACUGUAAACCCAGAUGGAAGGUGAGAAGGCAGGGUUUUCUGUCUUUGAUGUUAGACUAUAAGCUUGGUUUUGAAGACAUGGUUAAGAGAAGUGUUGGUGAAUGCAGAGUGUUUNNNGAUGUGGACCAUCUGCCUGAAAAUGACCGAAACUAUUAUGGCUGUGGAGAAAUGCCACGUCAUUUUGCAACAAAGCUGGAUAAAUAUAUGUAUAUCCUUCCAUAUAAAGAAUUUUUUGGUGGUGUGAGUGGACUGACAGUGGAACAAUUUAGAAAGAUCAAUGGCUUUCCUAAUGCCUUCUGGGGCUGGGGAGGGGAAGACGAUGACCUCUGGAACAGAGUUCACUACGCUGGGUAUAAUGUAACAAGACCAGAGGGAGACCUGGGGAAAUAUAAGUCUAUUCCUCAUCACCAUCGAGGUGAAGUCCAGUUCUUAGGGCGGUAUAAAUUACUAAGAUAUUCAAAAGAGCGUCAGUACAUCGAUGGGUUGAACAAUUUAAUAUAUACGCCAAAAAUACUGGUUGAUAGAUUGUACACAAAUAUAUCUGUAAACCUCAUGCCUGAGUUAGCACCAAUUGAAGACUAUUAA